AUGUUGCUGAAAUUUCUUCUGCCCUGUCUACUUUUCGUAUUUUCCAAAGAAGUUCUCGGAGCACAUGAAUGUGUCUGGAUCACGGGCCAGGUCAACUGUCAACAUGAUCCAUCAAAAAAUCUCAAUGUUGAGAUCAGGGUCUAUGAUCGAGAUUCGACAUUUUUCCUCCUCAAGCUGAUGGAUCCCGAUGAUUUGAUGGGAGUGACCUUUUCGAGCGAGAACGGUCUUUUCUCUUUGGACGGUUGCGGAGAUGAUUUUGAUUGGGUUCCAGGCUUCAAGAACAAACCCGAACCAUACAUUCAGAUUCGUCACUACUGCAACAAGGCCGAAGGAGAGACGAUCACUCUGCCUGAAUUCAGCACUUUUGUCCCCAACACUUAUGAGCUAGGCACGUUUCAACUCGACGGACCAUCGAAUGGUGCUCCCAAAGUGAAUCUGAAGACGAAUCGAACA
Messenger RNA from Mesorhabditis belari, 453 nucleotides. Lineage: Eukaryota; Metazoa; Nematoda; Chromadorea; Rhabditida; Rhabditidae. The record is from the annotation of a GenBank genome assembly.